Molecule: messenger RNA, 2586 nt
Organism: Orbicella faveolata
Lineage: Eukaryota; Metazoa; Cnidaria; Anthozoa; Scleractinia; Merulinidae
Molecular function (GO): protein binding
Source: RefSeq, a predicted model, not a curated record
AAAGCACCUGUUUCUCUGGUUAAUAAUCGAGAUACACUUAUUUGUAGAUUCUAUCACUUAUAGAUAUCGUCACCGUUAUUUUUCACUGAUAGGUUUUUCUACAACUUUUCUUUUAGCUAAGAUCGACCAGGAAUGAACACAUCAGCCCAAAUAGCUUUUAGCUAUGCUGCUCGCAAAACGGUCCGUUUCCUCCCUGGUCAGUUUUGGAGAGGGGGGGGGGGAUGCAAUCUUUCCGAGAAAUGCGCUCAAGCGUUACGUUGCAUGAGAAUCCUCCAUCAAGCAUGUCGAGUGGACAUAAAUCAUUUCUGGGCGCUUGAUUUCUCCUUGGAAAGCUGAUGUGUCACUGAGGUUCUAGUGAUCAAAUUGAGAAAGAAUUUCAAAAUGUUUUGUAAACAAUGCCGGAAGACGAAGCUACGACGAGAGUUCCCCUUGGUAACCUUGACUGAUGAGUGCAACCAUGCCCCUCUACACUGUCUAAGGUGUGUGACACACUUUGUAAAAAAUGCAAAUAGAUGUUCACAGUGCUCUACGAAUGUUACCACUGACAACCUGCGGUAUAUAGAAUUCAUGGAGACACUGGAACGCCUCUUCCCAGAAACUCCGCACUUGUUGACUGAGACACCAGUUGCUGCUCCAGAGGACGUAAACCCAACCAUCUCGGUGUUCAUGUUAGGAGGAGACAGCACAGUUUUUGAGUAUCGACCUGGCAUGACUGUGAAACAUUUGAAGCUUUUAGUGAAAGAAAGGCUUGGUACUUCACCUGAAAAACAGCGACUUCUGUACAAAGAUCAAGAAUUAAAAAGUUUCGCAGACUCAAAACUCACAACGCUGCAAGACUACAACAUUCAGCCUUUCAGUACCUUGCACCUAAUUGUCCUGCUCUAUGCCAUUCCGGAUUCCUUUGACCAUGUUAUAUUUGACUUGUUUUGGGGCUAUCCAACCAAAGGACGCGAUUAUCUGGACGCAUCGGUUCUCAUUUACAGCGGUAACCAAUUCCAGGAGAUAGCAGAUUACAGUCGAAACUGGUGCUUUUCAGAUGCAGUAUACCAUUCCGGUGACGUGAUGGAUGACAAGAAGCGCCUUGGUCACCAUACCAUCAAUGUUAAGCUGAAGAGCCUCCCCCCUUACAUUGACAAGCUGUUUUUUACCCUGAGUGCAUGGAAUUCACCAAACAUCUCCAAAUACAAAAAUCCUAGUCUGCGUUUCUUCGAUGCCAAAGAACCCAACAAGCAACUCUGCAGCGACCAGAUGCAAAAUGCAGCUUAUUCCCAGGCCAUUAUCAUGUGCGGUCUGUCCAAGAUCGAUGGAGCGUGGAACGUUUUUAGACUAAGCACUCUAUCCGCAGGAAAUGCGAAGAAUUAUACUCCACUACAGCAGACAAUCAGCCGGAUCAUUUCAGAACGAUUUUGUUAGUUAGUCAGUUAGUAAAGUGACACUGGAAACUGAUGUGUAGGUACACCCUUAGACGUGUUCUUCUGUUUAGUUAGUCUAAGAAUGCGUACAUUUAUUUCAUAAAUACGCGAAUUUGUUUAGCGCGAUUUCUUGUUGGUGGCGACUUAAAACUGACAAUUAUUUGUACCUAUGUUGCGUUGAAAAAGUUGCAAAUUAUAUCAGAACUUUAUUUAAAUUCCUAACUGUUUACACUUUUACACUUCAGUCUUGACAAAACUAUAACUGCAAAGCACUUUUGUACGAAAGAGAUAAAACAUGGAGCUUUAGGCAAGGGAAAUUAUUACAAUUUUGACAAAACGUAAGCGAAAUUAUUUCUUAAUUUCACGAAUAUACCAUCUAACUAUCUUUUAAUAUCAUCGUGUGGAACAAAUUACGCUCACAAUCGUGGGUUUUUUACUUGUUUGUUGUAUCAACAAAUUUCCCGCCAAACGUUGCCAUGGCAAUUUUGCAAUUUUAGACGUGAAAUUCCGUAUUAGUAUUGGUAAUUAAAUGGUGACGAGUGAAAUUAGGAAAUAAUUUCAAGCGCGUUUUGACAAAACGUAAGAGAAAUUAUUUCCUAAUUUCAUGAGUAUACCAUUUGAUUACCUCUUAAUCUCGUGGGUGACAAGUUUCCCGUACAAUCGUGGGCUUUUGGCUUGUUUAUCGUAUCGAGAAAUUUCGCGCCAAACGUUGCCAUGUCAGUUUUGUAAUUUCACAUGUGAAAAUGUAAUUUAACGCUGAAAUUUUGCGCUAAAAUUAAGGAGUAAUUUGUCAUGCAUGAUGUUAGCCGUUGAAAUGAAAGUCCAGACUGCAUACGAUUUCAUCAUGGAAACUAGCAAAACAUGAUAGGCGGAUGGCAGGUGCACUGGACUCCGGAUCGUGCGGGGGGAGUUCCAGACUGGACGGGACCUCUACAUAGUGAUCUUGUGUAAAGAAAACGAUUUUCACAGUGCCUCUCUCAACCUAGGUGUAUAACCGGUACUGGCGAUUUUAAUACUGUGUGCGGGGAGGGAGGGGUGGGGGGUGGGUUUAACCCUGGAUGGACUGACAUUACAUCCAGGGCAGAAACCUUGAUGGCAGAGGCCGGAAGAUUCAAAGCUGGUGAAAAUAAGAAUUAGUGGUAGAGCUCAAAUAAAAGUGACUUUCCUCAGUAGA